This is a messenger RNA of Lolium perenne, 761 nucleotides long. RefSeq lists its product as uncharacterized. NCBI's taxonomy places the organism in Eukaryota, Viridiplantae, Streptophyta, Magnoliopsida, Poales, Poaceae. The record is from RefSeq and is a predicted model, not a curated record.
AGAUGGACACUGCAUUAUUGUCCGUUCUUGUUGACCAUCACAACAGAGGUGACCAUGCACAAAAUGAUUGGAAGCCACAUGUGUACAAUGCUUGCAUAAAGCAUGUGAAGGAGACAUGUAAUAUUGUCAUCAACAAAGACAAGAUAGUAGCAAGAAUUAAAACAUUUGACAAGCAUUAUGAAGUCAUCAACAAGAUGCUUUCCCAGAGUGGCUUUGGAUGGGAUUGGGAUAAUAACAUGGUGAGUGUUGACAGUGAUGAAGUGUGGGCUAGAUAUGUGGAGGCAAACAAGGAUGCAGCUCCAUAUAGGUACAAAGAAGUGAAGAAUUGGCAAGCUAUCUCUACUAUAUAUUCAAAAGACCAUGCCACGGGUGCAGGUGCAAGGACAGGAGGUGAGUGUGCUCAAGUUGGAUCCUCAUCCGUUCCUCAGGUGGUGGUUGAGGAUGAUGAAGAAACUCCUGAGCUGCCUAAGAAGAAGAAGCAACGCACUGCUGAUGCUAUCAUGAGCAUGGUGGGAGAGCUGAGAAUGACGUUUGAGGAGGCUUUGAACUCAACCGCCCCACUACCACCACCACCACCACCAGCAGCACCAAAGGUUACUCCUUCAUCUGAAAUCUUGGUUGAACUAAAGAAAAUACCAGAUUUGGUGGGUAAUGAGCUGUUGAUAGCUUAUGGGAAGGUCACGGCCAACGAGCGCACCUUCGAAUCACUCAUGGCACUACCCAUGGAACUGAGGAAGGUAUGGCUCAUGACCUUGCCUUGA